This is a messenger RNA of Caenorhabditis remanei, 3456 nucleotides long. RefSeq lists its product as uncharacterized. The transcript has 12 exons. The coding region runs from base 1 to 3456 and encodes 1151 amino acids. Lineage: Eukaryota; Metazoa; Nematoda; Chromadorea; Rhabditida; Rhabditidae. The record is from RefSeq and is a predicted model, not a curated record.
AUGUCACAUACAGAAGAAGUCAACACUCCGAUCAGUAAUGACGAAGUAGUAAGAGAAUACUGCGAUUCGGCAUCAACAAUCUCAACUUCGGAUGUUCGAAAGAGAGCAGUUAUUGAGAAGGAAUUAUACGAGAAAGAAAUGAACGAAAUGAUUGAUUACAUCUCUGAAAUAGCCAAGGAUCCGGUACAGCCAAUAAGCAUGGGGCAGUUAGGCAAAGAUUUCAAAGCAAGAAGUGGAUCAAAGGAGAGUGCCAACUGUUUGAGAGUUCGAAUUUCGAGAUAUCGCUCAAAGAUUCAUGAAUUGGAUAGUGUCGACAAGAACACAAAAGUAAAAAUGUUGUUUGUAUUGGCUGCUCCAGUUCCAGAAGAGUUUCUGAAUGAACUCCGACAAGACGCCGUAGUAGAAGUGGACGACAGCAAUCGAAUUGCGGUGUACAAGGCGAAUGACGGCACCUUGGAUUUACAAAGAGAAGAUAUUCCGAACGAGAGAAUCAGAAAGCAAGAAUGUGGUCAAACUGAAAGUAAGGCUGUCAUUUCGUCCACAAAAACCGUCUCCGGCAUUGAAGAGAAAGAGCAGGACAAGAAGGUAUUGGUGACCAGAAGUGGAAGAGUAUCGAAAAAACGAAAUCUUAGCAUUUCCGAUCAAUGCCACGCGCAAAUAAGUUCCCAAAAAAGAUCCUGCAUCAGUUCUUCAAUCUCGCAUCUUCAUAGUGAUGAUGGUAUGGACAAGGCAAUGAGUUCCGGUGAUCCUAAUGACACACAGAGAUCAGUCGUUCAUUCAACUGUCGAAGCUUGUGAAGAUUCGAGGAAUGUCUGUAAUGAUUCCAUUCAACAUGAGGAAGAUGAUUUAGAACUAUAUUCACGAAUUGAAAACGACGAUGAAGGUAUGGGAGUACCUAAAAAGAAGUCUAGAAGAAGAAGACGUAAACCAAAUACUGAUGUGCCAGUUGAAGAACAAGAGGAAACAAAUGUCCCACCAUUAGACGAGACAUUCCACAAUCAAAGCGUUCUAACGAGUGACGAAAAGAAUAUCGAGCUGAUGAAUUUCUUUAUCGAACGAUCUAUUCACGCAGUAUCUCCUGUAAAAAUGUAUAAAUUAUGCACGGAAUACAAAAAAGAAAUGAAUUGUGAUCUCGCUGUUCUGAGUAUUUAUCAUAGAAUUAAAAGACUCCUCCCCGUAAUUCACCUCAUGGAAGAUUUGGAUCUCGAUACCAAAAUCAAAAUGGUUUUUCUUCUUAGCGCUCCAAUCGACCCGGACUUUUUGUUCGAGUUGAGACAGCAUGCAGAAGUGAAGAUAGAUGAUCGACAGAGGAUUAUUGAAUACAAGAGAAAUGGAGGUGGACUAGAAUUGAAAGGAACUCAUUCAGCGGGCAAUCGUGAAGUUGAAACGAAAGAAAAGGCAAUUAUGAUGUUCUUGGAAGAGAUAUCGAAGACUGUAGACACUCCAAUGCAACCUGGUUCACUUCUCAAAGAGUUUCAAGAAUCCACUGGAACAAAGGACGCAAGGACAACAUUAGAUAGACUAUAUAAAUCCGUCCGAAACAACAUCUACUGGUCUCCAGAUUUUGAUAAGAUCACAAAAGCGAAAAUGAUGUUUAUUUCUAGCUCGAGAGUACCUGAAUGUUUCUUGAAAGAACUUCGAGAAAUUGCAUUCGUUGAGGUAGACGAAGCAAAUAUAAUUCUAAAAUUCAAAGUGGACGAUGGAAGUGUCGAGUUCAGUGGAGAUUCGAGUUUUUCUGCAAAAAUGAGGGCAUUGUGGUUUCAUCGGAAGAGUGUUGGUGUCAUGAACUCAACAGUUGAAAUCGAAAAUGAGGAAUCAGAGAAUAAUGAUACAGAGUUGGCGGAUGAGCAUGAAGAAAGAGAAGCAGCGGAUGAAACAGUUGAAGAUAUGAAUGAGUCAUUUGUGAUGAGAAGUGGGAGAGUAUCGAGAAAGCGAGUUCCCAACAAAUCUCUAUUUUCUGAUGAUGAUGACUCUGAAUUGGCAGGAAAGAAACGAAGCAAUUCAUAUGCUCCGGUGUCAAAGAUGAUGAAGCCACCGAAUGAAGACUCUGCUUCUGCGUCCUCUGGGAACACCUCGAAACCUGAGUUGGUUGAUGAGCAGAAGCCAUGUCAAAUCGAAGAAAGUAGCAUGAAGAGCACCGAUGGAUUAUGCGAAGCUUCGAGAGAACAGAAGUCAAAUAACAUCUCAAACGUCUUUGAUGAUUCUGUCCAAAACGAAGGAAAUUAUGUGGAAACUCACGAAAAUGAUGAUAUGGACCUCAGUGUAACAGAAUAUGAUUCUCGACGAAGAGAAGAUGAAUCGGAUCCUUCUUUAAUGGAUAUUACAUCAAUUGAUAAAGAUAUCACAUCAAGUUCUCACAAAGUUGACGAUUCACAUAGACGUUUGGAAGAAUCGAGAGCAAGUUCUUCUCAUCUCACCCAUCCUAAAACGGAAGUCGUAACAAGAAAAUCAUCUGUUCGUCCCAUUUCUAAAGCGCAGAAAGUAUCAGAUCGCCCACUGAAGUCAAGUGUGACGAGAUCUCCCGAAGCGACGGCUUACUCUUCCUCAUCUCCGCCAAGCAACGAGAAGAUGGACACCGUCCGCAAGAGUUCUGAAUCUCGUUCUAACAUGACAUCUGAAAAUCAAGAGAUCAGUUCAAUAAGUGAAUAUAUGCAGGAGACCUAUAUUCCCUUAUAUGAUUCAAUUACGAUCGAUCCAAUGAUAGUUGACCACGAGGAAGUGAUUAGUGACACUGAAUAUAGAAAUGACUAUUCAAAUCAUCAAAGCGAAGACUCCAAUCAUCCAAAUGCGGAAGCAACAGAGGAUACAAGAACUGUUUCUGCGAUUGACUUGAAUUCAAUUGAGUCUGACGAAAUGCCUUUGAAUAUCCGUAAGAAAUCAUCGUCUAUCGAAUCGAAAAGGAGAUCUAAUCGCAUGAAUUCUGAAACAACUGUAAUUUCUGUAUCUACACAAACGUCAAACUUGGAACCGGCAAUGGAAAAGAGUAAGCCGGAAACUUGUAAUAGUGACUGUGAAAUCAUUGGUGUAUUCAAUGAUGGGACACCUGCUGAACCUCUCGAGAAUUUGAAGGACUUUUUCAAGCUUCUACGCGCUCAUGUUUCAAUGUUAAAGACAACAAAUCUCGCCGACUUGCAUAUGAGAAUAGGUGAUAUGAUCACGAAACAGGGAGAUAAACCAGUUUCAAUUGACAAUAUACGUGUUUCUCUUGAAACAUGUUUCCUCUCACUGAUUCAAAAAGGAGCACUGAAGUCACCACCAGAAGAAGAGUGGAGAAGUCUCCGUAAUUUGAUGGUUUCUCUGAAAACUAUUACUUGUUUUUUCGAACAUCCAUCGCUUAAUUCUUUCAAAGAAAAGUUGGAAUGUGUUAUUCGAGAUCUUUCAAUUCAGGAUAAGAGAAUCACAAUCGAUGAAAUUCGCUCUGCAUUGGAGAGAACUCUCAACUUCGUCUCCUUUUGA